Ziziphus jujuba (common jujube) is the source of this 1961-nucleotide messenger RNA. RefSeq lists its product as uncharacterized. The transcript has 5 exons. The coding region runs from base 211 to 1617 and encodes 468 amino acids. Gene Ontology annotation, cellular component: membrane. Gene Ontology annotation, molecular function: starch binding. NCBI's taxonomy places the organism in Eukaryota, Viridiplantae, Streptophyta, Magnoliopsida, Rosales, Rhamnaceae. The record is from RefSeq and is a predicted model, not a curated record.
ACUACACUCAUCAAUCACAAAACAAACAAAACCAGAAAAAGUAAAGAGCCCCACCACCGCAAUUUUCCAACUGAGAGAGAGAGAGAGAGAGAGAGAGAGAGAGAGAGACCAUUUUCAUUUCCAGCCACUGAGCUGGCUUUUUGAGUCUGAGUUUUUUUUUUUUUUUUUUUUUGCCCUUUCUUUUUUAACUCACCGAGUCACUGAAAAGCCAUGAAAGCUUUAACCAGUCCUGCUUCUGGGUUCUUCGUCGAACCUUUAUGCGGUGAGAGACAGCGUCGUGAUGGUUUCGUUAACUGGCCCGGUGAAACUUGGUUUGUACGGUCUCAGAAAGUUUCUGGUUUUGGGUUCUUGAAUUUGGUGCUUGUUAAGCACAGAAAAGCUAUCUCUCCGAUUGCUUGUCUCCCGGUUAAUGCUCAGGAAGGCUCGGAGAUUGCGGAUACUCAAAUUCAAGAAAGAUAUGAAUCAAAAACAGUUCAUGUCAAAUUCCAGUUGCAGAAAGAAUGCAUGUUUGGUGAGCACUUUCUCAUGGUGGGGGAUGAUCCUAUGUUCGGUUUGUGGGACCCAGAAAGUGCAAUACCGUUGGACUGGUCAGAAGGGCAUAUUUGGACUGUCGAGCUGGAUAUACCUGUUGGAAAGUCGAUCCAGUUCAAGUUCUUACUUAAAGGAAAGACUGGGAAUAUUACUUGGCAGCCUGGUCCAGAUCGAAUUUUUCAAACCUGGGAAACUAUAAAGAUGAUCACUGUUUCUGAAAAUUGGGAGAAUGCUGAAUCUCAGAAAAUAACAGAGGAAGAGCGACUUUCUAUACAAAAUGAGGAUAACACAGAAAUGAUGGGUGUUGCUGAGAACUUGGCUCAUCUAGAAGAACAAAUGAUGUUGAAUGUAAAGAACCAAUCGGCCAUUGCCAAUUCUGAUGCAAUUUCAGCAGAUAUACCAAUGGUGGAACCGCACAAGGAACAGAUGAUUGCUGAUAACAUUGCCACUUCUCAAGAGAAUAGAGAAUCUAUUGUUGCAGACAACAUAAGUUACCCACAGCAGGACCCCUUAAAGAAUGCAAGUACAGAAGUACAUAAUGAUGGGAGAAUUACUUUCACAGCUGAGAAUUCCACAAUUAUCUCCAACGAUGACAUAAUAGUUGGGGAGAGCAUUUUAGGAAACAAUGGUAGAGCUGCAACGGUCAAGGACCUGGAAAGCACAGACAUUGAGGGAAACCUGAUUAACUAUGAUGGAAGUCCCGUUCUGGUACCUGGAUUGACCAUAUCAUCAGCUGUGCCAACUGAAGAUGCAAACCAAGAUGGAGUCGAGAGCAGGAUUGCCUUUGAUGGUUCAGUUGGAGCCUUUGAAGCUAAGGAUCAUAAUGUGCCAGAGACCCAACCCAAUGAAAACCAGCUAGAUGAGGAGCAAGAACCAAUCGAUGACCCACCAGAAGAAGAAACAUCUGAUGAGGUUUUCAUCAGUGAGGAAGCAAAGCUUGUGAGUGAACUGGAAGAAAAGCCUCAGUUGGAUAGAAAGGAAGAGCCAUCUCCAUUAAGGCCAGUAGACAAUAUUUUCAUGGAAAUGGACGUCCCAUGGGGUCGUAAAACCCUGCAGAAUCUUCUCACCAAGUUAGGGCUGCUCUAGUCAAUUUUUUUUUUUUUUUCUUUUUUCCCACAUCUGGGGAGAAAUAUCUGAAACUUUGUACCCAAUCCAGUGAAACGUACUGUUUGUUGCCCAAAUUUUUCUAUUGACCCAGCAAACAGGACGAGAGUGAGGCAAUCAUGAUAUCUGUUUUUUUUUAUGUACAUAUCGAUGUUUGUAGCUUCGACUUAGUGUUGUUUUAGUCUAUACAGCUAUUCUGUGGGAGUGCUGAGGUUAUUUGUUUUCUAAGUGGAAUAGAAUAAUAACUAUGUACUUCUUUAUAGACAUAAGACUAAUGUUGAUAUGAGAAUUUGUUUUAGUCAAAAAAACUAAUGUUGAUAUGAGAA